Hemiscyllium ocellatum (epaulette shark) is the source of this 3857-nucleotide messenger RNA. RefSeq lists its product as uncharacterized. The transcript has 6 exons. The coding region runs from base 77 to 682 and encodes 201 amino acids. The record is from RefSeq and is a predicted model, not a curated record. Gene Ontology annotation, molecular function: protein binding. Lineage: Eukaryota; Metazoa; Chordata; Chondrichthyes; Orectolobiformes; Hemiscylliidae.
AGGGCCAACAGUGACUGCACGGAAUGGAAGACCAGAUCUCAGGAGCAGCAAUACUCUGCACCGAGUGCCACACAACAUGAGCCUGUGCUUCUUGAUCCUGCUCUCCUUAGUAACUAUCGCACACGAUGAAGAUGUCAUGGAGCCCCAUAUUGAUGUGCAGGUGGAAGUGGAAAACUCUACUACUAUCCAUGUUAAGUGGGACUCACAUCUUCAUUCCGUAAUGCAAUGUGUUCUGGUCAUCUUCGUGAAAGGAAGCAAGGAAGAUGAGAUAUUUUUACUGCCCAGAAAUGGAAGUUUGAAGCUAACAGAUCGCAAGACUGGAACUCUUUACACUAUCAAUGUCAACUGUUUCAAUGGAGAAACGAUCCUCAAGUCUUCAAAUAUCAGCAUUGAUACAGGUGUUGCACCAAGUACUCACCCUGCGACAUCACUGUACACAUCAGGACCACAAACCCAGUCGACUUCAGGCAACCACCUGAACCAUGCCAAGUUACUCAGUUCGGAUGUACUGACGGGAGCUGUGUUUGGUUGCAUUGGGGGCGUAAUCCUGAUAUACAUGUCCUAUUCAUUUUAUAAAAAAUGGAGAAUGGAUGAAAGACUCCGAGCAUUCUUAAGACUUCGUCGCAAUGUAGAAGUGGCACCUUAUUUCAUUUUUGGAGAGAAUGAAGAGAAUGCUGGGUGACCUAUUCAUCAUCCUGAAGAGACUUAUGCACAAUGUAAUUUUAAUGCCUUAUUUGCACAUUCUACAAUUUGGAUUGUUAACGUCAUUUAUCCAGUUAAGCCUGUUUCACAGAACUCGACUGGGCUUUAAAACAGGAUUACAGAAUCACGGAAUACUUUCAGCACAGAAGGAGGACAUUUGUAUCUGUGUUGUUCUCUAAAGAAGUGUUUCAGCAGUGUCACUGUUCCUGUAUUCUCCCCAUAACCCUGCAUUUUCUUCCUUCACAGAUAAUAAUCCAGUUCCCUGUUGAAAGCCAUGAUUGGAUCUUCCCCUACCAUGUUCUCAAGCAAUGUAUUUCAGAACCUAAACCCAUGCUCUAUGAGGAAGCUUUCUCCCAUUGGUUCUUUUGCCAGUUUUUAAAAACAAGUCUGUGCCCUCUGCUUCUUGAUAUAUUCCAGUGGGAACGGUUUCUUCUGAUUCUGUCCAAACUCAUGAUUUUGAACCACUAUAAAGUCUUCUCUGAAAUUUUUCUUCCCCAAGAAGAACAGUCCCAAUUUUUCCAUUUAUUUCUAUAACUGAAGUUUCUCACCCUGGAACUGUUAUUAUGAAACCCUCUUUAAUGCCUUCACUUCAUUCCUAAAUAUAUCACCCAGAGCUGGACACAAUAUUCCAGCAUAUGCAGGUUCAGCAUAGUUUCCUCGCAUUUCAACUCUAUACCUGUAUUAACAAAACCAAGGUUGCUGAAUGCUUUAUUAACUUUCUUAACUUGUCCUGUCAGCUUCAAUAAUUCCUGCACAUAAGCUGUCAGGAGUGUCUGCUCCUGCAUCCUCUUUAGAUUUGUAGACUUUACCUUAGUUUGUCUUUUUAUAUUCAUAUGACCACAAUGCCUUACUUCAAACUUCUCUGUAUUAAGUUUCAUCUGCCAUUUAUGGACCCAUUCCCCAACCUGUGUAGUCAUGAUUUGGAGAUGCCGGUGUUGGACUGGGGUGUACAAAGUCAAAAAUCACACAACACCAGGUUAUAGUCCAACAGGUUUAAUUGGAAGCACACUAGCUUUUGGAGCAACACUCCUUCAUCAGGUGAUAGUCAACCUGUGUAUGUCUUUUUGAUGUUCUACACUAUCCUCUUCAUGGUUAAAAAGACUGUCAAGUUUUCUAUCAGCUGCAAGUUUUGAAAUAGUGCUCUAUAUUCUGAUCAAGGUCUUAAAUCAGGAACCAUGAGUCCUCGGCAACUCAACUAUAAACCUUCCUAGAGUCCAAAAGUACCCAAGAAAACAACUUUCUGUUUCCUGGCACUAAGCUAAUUUCCUAUUUGUGUUGUUCCUGUCCCUUUUAUUCCAUGAUUUCAAACUUUCCUCAGAGACCUGUUGUACAGCACUUACUCAAAAGCUGACAUCAAUAGAAAUACCUUCAUCAAACAUCUCUCUUAUCUCCCCCAAAUCACAAGCAAACUAGCUAGCCACUAUUUCUCCCCCACAAAUCCAUGUUGGCAUUCUUAUAUUCAUCCCUAUUUGCCGAAUUUACUAUUGAUUUUGUCUCAAAUGAUAGCUUCUUCACCACUGAAGUCAAACUGACUGCCCUAUAAUCCCUUGACUUAUCUUUAUACCCAGUCUGAAGAAAGGUGUAACAUUUGCAAUUUUCCAGUCCUCUGGCACCACUUGCAGAAUCUAAGUAUGAUUAGAAAAUUGUGGCCUCUGCAAUUCCUGCUGUCACUUCCCUCAGUAUCCAGAGAUGCAUUUUAGCUAGACCUGGUGCUUAUCAACUUUACAGGUAGUACACCCAAUAUCACUCCAAUAUUAGCAUGAUCUGCAGAGCUUCUUCCUUGGUAAGGAUAGAUAAACAGUUAAUACCUUAGCUGUAUCCCUUGCUGCCAUUUGUAAAUCUCUUUUUUUGUUUCCAAACUGGCCCUGCUGCUUUUUCUUAACCAAGUUUUCUUCAUUAUAUACCAGGAGAGACUUCUGAAUUCCCCUUUAUUUAGCUGCCCCUCUUUUAUUUUACUGUCUCUUUGCUUCUAUUUUUUUUUAACUUCCCUUCUGAAACAUCUACACUCAGCCUGGGUCUUGGCUCUGUUAUCCAUCCGAAUUUGACAUAACACACUUCUUUAUCUUCACCUUACUUUCUAUCUCAUUUGUCACAAGGAAACUGCAUUGAUUUGGACUACCUUUCCCUUAAUAUGCCUUAAUUGUGCCUGAAUGAUGUCUUCUAUAAAGGGAGCUAGUUGUUUAGUGACAGAGUCUGCCAUUCUUUGAUUCCAAUUUAUCUGGGUCAUAAUGAAACACCACUUUUGUCAGAGUUCAGGGUGAAUAUUGGUUUGAGAGUGGGAUUCCUUCUUUCACUCAGGACACUACUGUGUCCUUUCUCUGCAUAGUCCUAAACUAUAGGGUAGUCACAUUCAUUAACAUGCGAUGCAUAAAGUUCUAAGCCUCGUGGAUAUGCUGCAUUGACACCAUCUGCUUAUUUUCAUUUUCAUUUCUUUCGAGCUCUGAUGUAUGUCUAGUCCAGUUCCUGAUUCUCUCCUCAGAUAAACAAUGGACCCCAAGCCUAGCCUUCACUUUAUCUUCUCCCUGGUCCUUCCAAUUUCUCCCUGUUCCAUUCCAGCACGAGAUUCUCUCCUUCAGAAACAAAUCAAUUUAUUUGGUUGCAAAAGAAACAAUUGGAAAUAUUCAUGUUGGGUUUUUGAUAGCCAUCAAUAGCCUCUUUAGAUCUGUAUUUGCUCGCUACAAUGCUCACAAUCCUUCUGUUUGCAGUUGCUUUCAGUCCUUUUGUGAAUCAAGACAUUCUUCGUACUGAGGGUUUUAACUUCUUCACAUUUUAUUGAAAGAGGAUUCUUUCUAUUGUGCUCUUGAGAUUGAUAAGUGACAUUUUCUAACUUGUCUACUUCUGUAACUUUGUAAAAUCAAGCUAAAUAAUAUUAUCUACUAUGAUAUGGAAUUUCUAAUAGACUAAUUGUAAUGUUUCAAGUGCUAUUGUCUUAAAAAUGUGUUCAUUGAAUGUGGGCAUUGCUAGUUAGACAAAAGUUUGUUUUCUAUCACUAAUUGCCCUCAAGAAGAGGGUGGUAAGCUGUCUUUCUGAACUGUUGCAGUCCGUAUAAUAUAGGCACGAUUUGGAGAUGCCGAUGUUGAACUGGCGUGUAAAAAAUUAAAAAGCACACAACACCAGGACAUAGUCCAACAAGUUUAAUGGGAACCACUAGCUUU